Molecule: messenger RNA, 1152 nt
Organism: Durusdinium trenchii
Lineage: Eukaryota; Dinophyceae; Suessiales; Symbiodiniaceae
Source: the annotation of a GenBank genome assembly
AUGUUUUGCAGAUCCAAAGAGACUGCAUGGAUUGUGAAAGAAGAAGGCCCCCGGUGCCGACCAGAGGAGCACUUCCGUGUCAGCAGUGGAGCUGACUGCUUGGUGUGUUUGGUUCCAGGUCAUGCAGACAUUGACUUUGCGCAAGUGAACUCCUUUCAGCAAGAACUACAGGCAGUUUUGCCCGAUGCACGUUUCCUCUUGAGCACAGCAGCACAGAGUGCCAAGCAGAGUGCCAAGCUGAACAGCACGGAUCUCGAUGCUGCGGCACUGUGCUUGGCCAAUGAAGUGAAUGAGGUCUUAGAGACGUGCCUGGAUCUGAAACAUCUCAGCUUUGUGGGGAUUGGCACCGGUGGGCUCAUCAUCCGUGCAGCCAUCUCUUGGCUGGCUGUUUUCGGCCGGGACUCUUUGAUGACCUUGAUGUCCAUCGGUACGCCACAUUUGGGUCUAUGGCCUACUUGUUCAUGGACUCACUCCUUGAAGUUGUGGGUGCUGAAGCAGUUCAUGGGCAGCCCGCUAUGGCUGGAGCAACUUCGGCACGGCGAUGGGAGGCAGAUGCGAACCGGCCGGCUUCGCCGGCUGUGCGAGACGGACGAUGCCUUGAGAUGUUUUCAGCGGGUCAUUCUGGUUGGAGGUGCGCAUGACGGCUUGGUUCCCAUCUCUUCAUCGCUGGUCAUUUCGCCACAUCCUGAAGUCGCAGACUUUCGGAGAUUUUCAGAACCCGUGCCGGAGUUUUCCCGGAAAAACUUAUUGAUGUUUGCAAUGCCAUUUCUUUGGUUGGUGCGCUUGCGUGCUUGGCUCGUGUUGCUGGUGGUGGGGCUUAGUCUACUUCUUACAAUCCUUUUCGCACCAGAUUGGCCCACGUUGAGGCACCUGACCGAGCUGAAAGCCACGGCCGGAGGACUCUUCCACACCUUGUCCGGCCGCGCGGCACGGCGCGAGGCGGUGCAGCUGGAGCGGCACUUGGCCCAGCGCCUCUUGAAGCAACUGCCCAAGGACCACGUGUUGCGGGUGGAAAUCGGUGAGGACUGGGGUGGAGGUGGUUGGUGGGGUCGGUUCAGAACUACGAGUAGCUUUGGAGCAGAACUCUUGUGUGAUACGAGAUCCAUGCGCCUUUUGGCCGAAGGCUACGGGGCAUACCUUGCAGGGCCAUGA